Molecule: messenger RNA, 639 nt
Organism: Macrobrachium nipponense
Lineage: Eukaryota; Metazoa; Arthropoda; Malacostraca; Decapoda; Palaemonidae
Exons: 1
Coding region: 1-639 (212 amino acids)
Source: RefSeq, a predicted model, not a curated record
AUGUUCUGCUACAAGGGUCCAAACCUCACCAAUUCAUUGACAGGAUACUCAUUAGAUUCCGGCAGAGUUUAUGCAUUCAUUGGAGAUAUUGAAGCUGUUCUUUCAAAUAAAGAUUCACCUGAGAAUCAGGACUAUGUUAGAUUCUUGUGGUGGCCUAAUGGUGACAUCAAUCAACCUCUUGAAGAAUUCCGAAUGGCUGUUCACAUUUUCGGAGCAAUCUCAUCACCGAGUAUUUCAAAUACUGCAUUGAAGGCCACAGCAGACAAAGCAGAUGAGAAGUAUGAUUCAACUGUUGGCAGCACCAUAAGGCACAAUUUCUAUGUUGACGACUGUUUGAAGUCAUGUGCUGAUGUUCCUACAGCAGUGAAGUUGGUGAAGGAUUUGGUAUCUGCAACUGGUGAAGGAGGAUUUAGGUUAACUAAAUUUGUCAGCAAUUCAAUUGAUGUCCUUAAAGCUUUGCCUGCUGAAGAUUGUUCGGUUGAAAGUGACAAGUUUAAUCUUGACAUGGAGAGUUUAAUGACAAGAGCCUUAGGAAUGUUAUGGGACCUUAAAGAAGACUCAUUCAAGUUCUCAAUUGAGCUCAAGGAUAAUCCAUUCACCAGAAGAAGGAUUGUUGUCAAACUAUCUCAUCAUAUAUGA